AUGGAGAAGGCAGUCGGCAUGCCUUCCAAAGCCCUCGGCCUCAAGGGGGACAAGACAAGCAGGGAGACCGUGCCGGUCGGCAAAGGCGGGGCCAAUCGCUACAAGAAGGUGCUUCGCGACAACAUCCAGGGCAUCACGAAGCCUGCGAUCCGCAGGAUCGCCAAAGAGCAACGUGACAUAAGAGGAGACGCGUGGUGUCCUCAAGCAGUUCCUGGAGAACGUGCUGCGCGAUUCGAUCACCUACACGGAGCACGCUCGCAGGAAGACGGUGAGCCCACUGGAUGUCGUGUACGCCCUGAAGCGCCAGGGCCGCACCAUCUACGGCUUCGGCGUCUGAGCCGGCUGCGCCCCAAAAAGGGGCAGGUCAGGGGAGAGAAAGGUGCCCAUACAGCUGCCCUGGCCUCGUUUUCCUUUUCGGGGGCCGCCGGGGAGGCCCUCGUCGCCCCCGCUGGACUCGCCUCAGAAUGA
Molecule: messenger RNA, 468 nt
Organism: Prorocentrum cordatum
Lineage: Eukaryota; Dinophyceae; Prorocentrales; Prorocentraceae
Source: the annotation of a GenBank genome assembly